This is a messenger RNA of Balearica regulorum gibbericeps (East African grey crowned-crane), 2315 nucleotides long. The record is from RefSeq and is a predicted model, not a curated record. NCBI's taxonomy places the organism in Eukaryota, Metazoa, Chordata, Aves, Gruiformes, Gruidae.
AUGACAACCGUAAGACAGAGAAGGGUUGGAAAAGGCACAGAAGCGGCUGAAGAUCAGCCUUCAGAGGAGAAGAAUGUGAAGCCUGAUGGGAAAAUUCUGUCUGAUCAUACAGGUGGAAAGCUGUGGAACAUACUCUCAAUAACUGUCGGUGGAAUUGUUGCCAUCUCUCUUGGACUUCUUACUUCUGUUUAUGUUGCUACACUGCAUGAAAAUGACUUGUGGUUUUCCAAUAUUAAGGAAGUCGAAAGAGAAAUUUCAUUCAGAACAGAGUGUGGACUUUAUUAUUCCUACUACAAACAGAUGAUUCAGGCUGCUUCCAUCCAGCAAGGUUUACAUGGUUUAGUAUAUGACAAUAAAACUGAAUCUGUGAGGACAAUUAACAUACUUGAAAGAAUGAAUGUUUACCAGGAGGUGUUUCUCAGCAUUCUGUAUAGGAUUCUUCCAAUUCAGCAAUACCUAGAGCCCGUUUAUUUUUAUAUCUACACUUUGUUUGGACUUCAGGCAGUUUAUGUCAUUGCUCUGUAUGUAACAAGCUGGCUUCUUAGUGGAACGUGGCUUUCAGGGUUGUUGGCAGCUUGCUGGUAUAUUACAAACAGAAUAGAUACUACAAGAGUAGAAUUCACCAUUCCUUUAAGAGAGAACUGGGCACUACCAUUCUUUGCUGUUCAGAUAGCAGCCAUCACAUACCUACUCAGAACUCAUUUACAACCUGUUCAAGAAAGAUUGACACUUAUAGCUGUAUUCAUAGCAACGUUUCUCUUCAGCCUUACUUGGCAAUUUAAUCAGUUUAUGAUGCUGAUACAAGCAUUGGCAUUAUUCAUACUGGACUGCUUUGACAUGCUUCCCACAGCAAAGGUCAUGUGGCUGUAUAUCAUUCAGAUUUCUGGAUUACUGCUAGUCUGUGUCCUACAGUUCUUUAAUUCUAUGAUUCUUGGAUCAUUACUUAUAAGUUUUAACACUUCUGUCUUGAUAGCAAGAACAAUCCAGAAACACCUAAAAAAGGGCAGCUUGCUUAACAGGCUUGGGAAACUUAUCUUCCAUGUGCUAUUGGUCUUGUGCUUCACUCUCCUAAUAAAUAAAUUCAUCAAGAAAAUUCUUAAUCUUGAGUCAGAUGAACAUAUAUUCAAAUUCUUGAAAGCAAAAUUUGGAUUUGGGGCAACAAGAGAUUUUGAUGCUAACCUGUAUCUUUGCGAAGAAGCCUUUGGUUUACUACCGUUAAAUACUUUUUCAAGACUCUCAGCUACAUUGCUUUUUUACGUCUACAUAUUUGUUCUCUUCCUUAUGACAGUAGCAGCUAUAGUUGUUGCCUUUCGGAACCUCAGUGGUUCAAAUCAAGUUCAGUUCAUGGAAAAAAUGGAAGAAUGCACAAUAACACUGAAGCCCGAUGCUGCUUACAACUUACUGCACACAGUCCUUUUUGGAUGUCUGGCAUUAAGCACAAUGAGAAUGAAGUACCUCUGGACGUCCCACAUGUGCGUAUUUGCGUCUUUUGGCCUGUGCAGUACAGAAGUAUGGAAACUUAUCCUGAAGUGUAUUCAUCUCUACACAUCACAGAGGACACGUGUGAUUAAGUAUUCUAUACCAGUAAUUAUAUUACUAUACAUUUCAUAUAAGUUCUGGCCAGGAAUAAUGGAUGAACUGUCAGAGCUGAGAGAAUUCUAUGACCCAGACACUGUGGAGCUGAUGAACUGGAUUAAGUCAAACACUCCAAACACAGCAGUGUUUGCUGGGAGCAUGCAGCUAUUAGCAGGAGUCAAACUGUGCACUGGACGGACCUUAACUAAUCAUCCCCAUUAUGAGGAUAAGAAUCUGAGAGAGAGAACAAAACAGAUUUAUCAGAUCUAUGCUAAGAGAUCUCCUGAAGAUGUUUACCAAAUACUGCGAUCCUUUGGCACAGACUACGUGAUCCUAGAAGACAGCAUUUGCUACGAAAGAAGACACAGUAGAGGCUGUCGGUUACGCGACCUGCUUGAUAUAGCUAAUGGCCAUAUCAUGGAUGGUUUGGGAGAGAAUGAACCUGAUCUGAAACCUGCGUUGUAUCCUCGCUUCUGUGAGGAAAUUAAAAAAACCCUGCCUUCUUAUACCAUACACUUCACUAGAGUGUUUCAAAACAAAACAUUCCAUGUUUACAAACUUGCUAAACAUAAAUAACACUUCCUACCAUGGCUUCAAGUUCAGUAUUUUAAUGCUAGAACCCACGUUAGAAAACACAGAGGAAGUUUACAAACACGUUAUAUUUGUGAGACAUUUUCCAUUGAUGGUUUCUUGGUUAAUUACUGUGAUUCUUAUUUUUUUAGACAGUUUAGUUUUGAUAA